AUGGUCAGCAACAGAAGAUUCUCAAAACUUUUCAAAGUUUCUCUCGUACUAGUCGCCGUUUUAACUUUUGUCAUCCUAAGACAUCACAAAGAUGAAACUGCUAAAGUAUUGCAAAACUACACUGACGCCGUCAGCUCAUACAUCGGAGACUCAAUAGGUUCAUUAACUGGCUCCUCUACAGAUACUGCCUCCUCCUCCUCCUCCACCACCACCAACGACGACAAUAAAGAAACUCAACUAGAGGAUGCCGACGACGACGACGAUGACGACGAAUUGAACUUCGUCCAGAUGGAAGAAAAAAGACUAAGAGAAAACAUGAAAACUUUCUAUUCAAAAGUUUACGAUCUACUGAGAUCAGCCGGUCCAGAAGGAACCUCAGAUAGAAAGUACGGCCAGGACUGUCCCCUAGACUCAGAUAUAGGCCAAAGGAAAAACGACGUCCAUAAAUGGAACGUCCUAACACAAGAUAAUUUAUCAAAAUGUCUACAGAUCGACGAAGAAUCUCUAGCCAUGUUGAAAAAUUCCCAUCGCAAAUACAUCGACGGCUUGAAAGAAUUGGGCUCAUCUCCAGAUAUGUAUUCCGGCGACGGUAUCGUUCUAGUGGCAGGUGGGAAAUUCUCACUCUUAUCCACUUUGGUAAUUAAAACUAUCAGAAAUUUGAAAAUUAAUUUGCCUAUCGAAGUAUUCAUCCCUCCAAUGGACGAAGGCGAUGACGAGCUCUGUAACACUCUAUUGCCAAAGUACAACGCCAAAUGUAUCUUCCUGUCAGAUUUCCUACCAGAGGACAAGAUCAACGAGGAUAUAAAGAUAGAUGGGUACCAAACGAAGGUCGUCGCAAUCGCUGCCUCCAGUUUUAAAAACGUACUGCUUCUAGACGCCGACAACUACCCAAUCAAAAAUAUUGACGACAUCUUCUACUCAGAACCAUACUCUUCAAGAGGUCUGAUCUUUUGGCCGGAUUACUGGAGACGUUCCACUUCUCCUUCUUACUACGACAUCCUGGAUCGUGACAUCUCCCAAAAUGAACGUGUUCGUAACAACCUAGACGAUAUAACUCCUCCUUCGGUUUACACAGAAGACUUGAAAAACCAUAAAGAUAUACCAAUGCAUGAUUUCGAAGGAACCCUGCCAGACGUAUCCACAGAAUCUGGUCAACUAAUGAUAAAUAAAGAAAAACAUCUAAAGAGUCUAUUACUGGCAAUGUACUAUAAUAUGUAUGGACCAAACUGGUAUUAUCCAAUCCUAACUCAAAAGGCUUCAGGUGAAGGUGAUAAAGAAACUUUCAUCGCAGGUGCGAAUUUCUUCAAUUUGCCAUUCUAUCAAGUUAAAAAACACGUAGGCACAGACGGUUACACUCGUCCAGGUGGCUAUCGUGGGGUUGCAAUGUUUCAACAUGAUUUCAUUCAAGAUUAUACUGCUUACGAAAAUGCAAAAACUUUCAUCGAAAAAAAAUACCCAAACACCAAACAAGAUAAAAUAGAUAAAGAAUAUUCACCUUUUGACUUCACUGACAAGUUCUUUGAAGAUGAGCAUGCUGACCCAGUAAUCGAUGUUAUGUUCGUUCAUGCUCAUUUACCAAAAUUCGAACCUGUUGCAUUAUGGGAAGAAAACGAUCUAAUGCAAGACGGUAGUCAUGUUCGUUCUUAUACAAAAUACGACAAACUAAACCAUUACGAUUUAGAAAUGGAAAAUUUUAAAGCAUUAGAAGAAUUGUUGUGUCUUGAGAAACCAUUCGAAUUUAAAUAUUUGAAAGAUAAACUUUCAGAUGAUAAAGAAAAAUGGCAAGGCCUUUGUAAAUAUAUUAAAGACAGACAUAUCUUUAUGGAAAAGACUCAUGAAGAACAUUUCUCAUAA
This is a messenger RNA of Vanderwaltozyma polyspora DSM 70294, 1854 nucleotides long. RefSeq names its product alpha-mannosyltransferase. Lineage: Eukaryota; Fungi; Ascomycota; Saccharomycetes; Saccharomycetales; Saccharomycetaceae. Gene Ontology annotation, molecular function: alpha-1,2-mannosyltransferase activity. The record is from RefSeq and is a predicted model, not a curated record. Gene Ontology annotation, cellular component: Golgi apparatus. Bases 1 to 1854 code for a protein of 617 amino acids. The transcript has a single exon. Gene Ontology annotation, biological process: mannan biosynthetic process.